This is a messenger RNA of Chlamydomonas reinhardtii, 3027 nucleotides long. RefSeq lists its product as uncharacterized. Gene Ontology annotation, cellular component: secretory granule; plasma membrane. Gene Ontology annotation, molecular function: syntaxin binding. Gene Ontology annotation, biological process: vesicle-mediated transport; intracellular protein transport. Lineage: Eukaryota; Viridiplantae; Chlorophyta; Chlorophyceae; Chlamydomonadales; Chlamydomonadaceae. The transcript is spliced from 15 exons. The coding region runs from base 377 to 2266 and encodes 629 amino acids. The record is from RefSeq and is a predicted model, not a curated record.
GCACCCAUCAAAAUUGGUAUCUAUAGCAUGACCAUUGCAUAGCACUGCAUUGAUGAAAUUGGCCUCUGCAUCGGCGUGCAUAUCAGGGUAGUUGAAGGUACUCGCCUCAAAGUUGUAGUGUUGUGCUUUUGGAUUGCUUUGGUAGCUCAUAGAACGUAAUGUGCAAUUACUCGUAGUGCACCACGUCCACAAUACAAGUGCUCCUACUUGCUAAAAAUGCCGGUUCUCAACCAGGACACCUCCUGGUAGCUUUGUAAGACUGAUUUUGUGCGUAAUCCGACAAUCUUAGUUUUUCUGCGGCUCGAGGAGAGCAGCCGGAGCAAAGCGGACUCUUUGGCGUUGCCCCUGUUCGCUUCAGGCGAAAGCAGUAGCAACCAUGGAGUCAUGCCGCAAGGCUGUGAAGGAGCGUAUCCUAGACGAUAUGCUCGGCAGCGUGCAGGACACAACGGGUGGGGGCUGGAAGGUGCUGAUCGUGGACAAGUUCACCACGCGCGUCCUGUCCUCCACGCUGCGCAUGUCUGACAUCAUGGACAGCGGUGUCUCGGUCGUGGAGGACCUCGCGAAGGCGCGCGAGCCGAUGCAGCAGGCCGCCGUGUACUUCAUUCAACCCACCCCGGAAUCCAUCGCCCGCGUGCUGGAUGACUUCGGCGGGCCGGAGGGCAAAGCGGGCGUGGGCAAGGGCAAGUCGCUAUACCCAUCGGCCCACAUCUUCUUCUCAAACAAGCUCCCGGCGGAGGCGGUGGAGAAGCUGAAGGCUAACCCGCGCCUGCUCAAAGCGUUGAAGACGCUCAAGGAGCUAAACCUGGAAUUCCUGACCAUUGACUCGCGGACCAUGAUCACAGAUCACCCGGAUGCCGGCUCCCUGCUGCUGAGUGACGCGUGUGUGACGGAGAAGACGGCGGUGACGCGGCAGGUGGACGCCAUCGUGUCGCGCCUGGCCACUCUGUUCACGGCACUCAAGGAGUUCCCGGUCAUCCGGUACAAGAACGCCAGGGCUCCGGAGCCGGGCGACCCGCCGGGUCAGGCCACGCGCGCCUCGCUGCCUCAGCUGCUGUCGGGUCGGCUGUACGAGCGGCUGGCGGGGCUACAGCGGGCGGGGCAGCUGCCGACAAAGCCGCUGAUGGCGGACCACAUCGAGGACCUCAACGCGGGCCGCCUCAGUCUGGAGGACUUCCCCUACGUGCGGUACGAGACUGAGAGCCAGGCGGGCGGCAAGGCGGAGAGCCGCGAGGCACUGCUGGCGGAGAGCGACGACCUGUGGGUGGAGUUGCGGCACAUGUUCAUUGCCGAGGUGUACAGCUCCAUCGCCAACCGCUUCAAGGACUUCCAGGCCAAGAGCAAAGUGGCGCGCGCGCAGGGCACGGGUGUGGACAAGAAGGCCGACGCGGCGUCCAUCCGGCAGCUCAUUGUGGCGCUGCCGCAGUACAGGGAGCAGCUGAGCCGGCUGGCUCUGCACAUCCAGCUGAGCAGCGAGCUCAAGACCGCCACCAACGCGCGCGCGCUGACGGAGGUGGGCGAGCUGGAGCAGGACCUGGUGCUGGGCGACAAGAGCAGCAAGGACAUGCUGGCCUACUUCGCGGAGCACGGCGCCCAGAUGGACGGCUACGACAAGAUGCGGCUGCUGGCCUGCUACCUGGCCACACACCCAGGCAGGCUGGACCUGGCCAAGCGCAUGCAGUGGCAGAAGGCCACGGGCAUCUCUGGCGAGGACAUGGCGGCGCUGUGCAGCGGCCUGGCGCGAAUGGGCGUGAGGGUCAUGGAGGGCCAGGCGGGCGCGGAGGCGGGCGGCAAGAGCAGUUUCUUCGGCGGCAAGAAGAAGGCGGCGGCAACCAAGGCCACCCGCAAGAAGAAGGGCGGCGACGAUGAGGAGGAGUACGCACUCAACCGCUUCCAGCCGCUGAUGGCGGACCACAUCGAGGACCUCAACGCGGGCCGCCUCAGUCUGGAGGACUUCCCCUACGUGCGGCAACCCACCGACCCGGACGCGGGGCCGGAGAAGUCCGCCGCCUCCGCCCGCACCGCGCGCUCCGGCCUCAACUGGACCCGGCGCAAGGACGCGGACGGAGCCGGCGGCUCGGGCGCCCCCGCGGGGCGGCGACUGGUGGUGUUCGUGAUCGGCGGCGCCACGAGAGGCGAGAUGCGCAUCGCGCACACGCUGUCCAGCCAGUUGAACCGCGACAUCAUCCUGGGCUCCACCUCGGUCAACGUGCCCACCAACUUCAUCGACCUGCUCUACAACCUUAUCCCCGAGCACGGCGACGCCUAGGCGGAGCAUCGGGCAGCAGUAUGGGGAGGAGGGGCACAUCAACUUUUUGGAGCAGCUAGGGACGCAGGUGGACGCGGGGCGGAGGCGCAAUGGGACGAGCAGGAGGAGGGCGAGGAGGACGAGGAGGAGGACGACGUCGCGGCGGGAGGCCACGCGCGCGUGUAGAUUCCAAAGGUACCGCCGGCAUACUUGACAACCGUCCCUGUGAUGCUCGACCCGGAGAGGGGCGCGAGACCUGGCGUGGCAGCUCCACCGGGCGGCGAGCGGCGAGGGUUCGUGCACCUGUCUGUGUCUGUGGCGUGGCACGUGCCGGCGAGGGUUUCGUGCAGGACACGUGUAUGAGGCGACGGCAGGCGCAGCUGAGCAAGUCUUUGGCGCGAUGGCUGGGCCGGGCUGGGCUGCUAGGGGGGCGGUGGCAGUGGGCCUGGCCCCGCGCCCGUACGACUAUUGUGUGUGGCGGUGUGCGGGUGUGUGGUUGUGUGUGUGUAUAAUGGGGAACGUGAACGCCUGCAUCCAGGCGACGCGUGGGUACACCGCAACGGCCCCUUGUGUAGCAAGAGCGGGUCGAAUGCAACCGGCGGCAGCACACGGCGGCCACGUGACACUUAUGGGGCGUGCUGGCUGCAGGGGCGAGCAAGGUGGUCUGGGAAGCACGGCAACAGUGCAAACGUGCGGUGGAAGCGAUGGAGGCGGCCACGCAUUGCAGGUGCACGUGCAGGUGGCGCAGGCCCCAGACCGUGUGUAACGUGGCUACGGCUCCC